AUGGGAAGUGAAGUGGUCUCCUGCUAUAAUCAUAAGGGAGUUCGAGGAGCCAAGACUGGAAAACACCAUUCAGACAAAGAGGACAAAGUGGGAUCGGUGAAUCCUAGGAGAAAGAAUAGAGGAGCGGCGUGUGAUGUCGAGGCGCAAAAAGGAAUGAGGAACAAGGAAAGUCCCAACCUUGAUACGAUGAACAAAGGCCUGCACCUAGGCUUCCAUGAUGGCGCUCAUAACAAAAUGCAGCCCAUAUUAGUCCCCAUGGCACAGUCAAUCACUGGUGAUACUUUGAGAACUACCCCUUACUACUAG
Messenger RNA from Prunus armeniaca (apricot), 306 nucleotides. NCBI's taxonomy places the organism in Eukaryota, Viridiplantae, Streptophyta, Magnoliopsida, Rosales, Rosaceae. The record is from the annotation of a GenBank genome assembly.